UUAUUUUAAUGACCUUGUGUGGUUUAUUUUUUUUCUUUAAUAAAUGGGUAUACUGCAUUUGUUUUAAUGACACAAUAAGGAUGUUUGUUUUCACAUUCCAGAUGUUUAUAGUUCAUAUCUUUGUAGGGCACUGCUUGGAAAAGAACAGCAGCCUUCAUCUGGUUUCCUUCCUGGUUCUGUGGGACCCGUAGGGGGAUCCUGUUUCCGGAGUUAAGUACUUCAUGACUCUGCCCUGUCAGACUGCAGCAGACGGCUUCUCAGCCCGUUAGGAAAAUGAAUAUGAAUGUUUUGGUCCUGGCAGUGGUUUUACUGUUCACUGAACCUGGAUUAGGUUUGAAGCGAGCCGYUUCUGGUCCUUGCUUGCCUGUGUGUUCUGAAGAGGACUGCAUCACGGUGAACUGGGACAGGGUGGAUUUUCAGUCAGCAGAGGAAUCGUGUCGUGACAAGCACGGGGAACUUCUGACGCUUCCAACUGAGACUCAUCAGCGAAUCUUUGAUGUUUUGAGUAAAACACUGUCUGGAAGCUUCUGGAUCGGAAUCCGUUUGCCAGCCGGGUCCUGCYGCGGCCCCUCGGCUCCGCUCAGAGGAUACCGGUGGACUUCUGGAAACGGGACUCAUUCUGCAUCGUCCAUCAUCUGGACAGAAAACUCUAAACUCUGCUCUCCACGCUGCGUUUCACUUUCAGACCACCAAGAGUGGGAAGAGAGUCUGUGUUCAGACAAAGCUGAWGGGUUCAUGUGCAGAACCCAACAACAACACGCCUGCCAGGAAAAAGAGAGGAUAUUUAAAAACUCAAACGGCUGCAAAGAUGGUCCCUGUGAGCACCAGUGCUUCAACGUAAAUGGAGGAUAUAAAUGUUCUUGUUUUAAAGGAUAUAAACCCGACAGAACUUACCCAAGGAAGUGCAGAUUGUUCUGUGGACAGAAGACGUGUCCUGCAGUUUGUCACAGUCCAGAUCAGUGCUCCUGUCCAGAUGGAUUCAUCUUGAGUGGACAAACCUGCGAGGACAUAAAUGAAUGUGAGAUGGGUCAGUGUUCGCAUGGCUGUUUAAACAGUUUUGGGAGCUUUAUGUGUUUCUGCGGUGAAGGGUCCGUGCUCAAAGAUCACGUCGACUGCGUCCCGGCCGCAGAAGCCGAAGCGUUUGACGUCACAACUCCCGUAGCCGUAUUCGUUAAACCAGCCACUAAAAACGUCACCCCGAGGAGCGCCGCAAACCCCGGAGGGGUUUUUCUCUGGAUCUGGGUCCUGGUUGCCUUGAUGCUGGUUGUGUCCGUGUUUCUGAUCAGGUUUCAUGUUGUUAAACGUCAGAAACGCAGAGAACAAAGCCAACAAUCUGCUGCUCCUGGAGAGAAUGUUGAGUUUUAGAGAACGGACCGGAUCUUUACYGUUUGAUGGAGUCUGAAAAUGACAAAUUUAUAUUCAUUCUUUGAGACUUUGUUUCUCAUCUGUUGUGCAAAAUUAAAAACUGUUAAAAUAUGAAGAAACAUCAACACAAGUGAAGAAUAAUCCAAACAUUAACAUGGAUGAUGUACCUGAAUGUAGAAGAGAGCCCUCAAGUGUCUGGGUUUUUUUUUUCAACUUUUCUUUUUCUCUUAAUUCCCUUCAUCAAAACAUAAAAAAAUCCAAAUCUACUUUUGUAAAAAGGUCAGAAAAACAGAUAUAUUUAACUUUUCAUGAAAUGUUGCAGUUUAAUGAGCUCAUCUGACAAAGUCAAGUUAUUUUUAAAUAUAAAGUAAAAAUGUUUGUUAAAAAAGCUGCCAGAGUUUUUAAYCUCAACAGGAUUUUAAAGUUUUAAUGGUUAUAUUAAACAAGCUAUUGUUAAUUUAUUGGUGACUUUGAGCUCUAUAACAUUAUAUAAWAAUAAUGCAUAUUGCCUGCCGGUGUGCCAGGCUUUUAAACACAAAUUUUAUWCAAUCUGUUCGUGRGAGUUUAAUGUMGAGYAGACUCUCAGCUACUAUCACACCAGA
Messenger RNA from Austrofundulus limnaeus, 1967 nucleotides. RefSeq names its product thrombomodulin. The transcript has a single exon. Gene Ontology annotation, molecular function: calcium ion binding. Lineage: Eukaryota; Metazoa; Chordata; Actinopteri; Cyprinodontiformes; Rivulidae. Bases 274 to 1365 code for a protein of 363 amino acids. The record is from RefSeq and is a predicted model, not a curated record.